AUGAAAACGAAUGCCAUCAAUAAAUAUCGACCUUUUCCUGCAGUGGAUCUGGAUGAUCGGGAGUGGCCGAAUCAAGUAAUUGAGAAAGCACCGAUAUGGACUUCUGUGGAUCUGCGUGGGAAUCAGGCUUUGCCGGUGCCGAUGAGUGUGGAGGAGAAGUUAGAGAUGUUUGAGAUGUUGGUGGCGGUGGGUUUUAAGGAAAUUGAGGUGGGUUUUCCCUCGGCGAGUGAGACGGAGUUUUCGUUUUUGAGGAGGUUGAUUGAGGAUGAUCGAAUCCCAGAGGAUGUGACGGUGCAGGUCUUGGUGCAGACGCGACGGCAUUUAAUCGAGCGGACGUUCGAGGCUCUGAGGGGGGCGCGGCGGGCGAUCGUGCAUAUUUAUAAUUCGACGAGUCCAUUGCAGAGGCGGGUGACAUUUUCUGAUGCGUCGAAGGAGGAGAUAAAAAAAAUUGCAGUGGAGGGGGCGGAGUGCGUGAAGGAAUUGGUGCCGAGCUUGCCGGAGACGGAGAUUGUGCUGCAGUAUUCGCCUGAGAGUUUUUCGGAUACGGAGUUGGAGUAUUCAUUGGAUUGUUGUGAGGCGGUGAUGGCGGUGUGGGAGCCGACGCCGGAGAAGAAAAUGAUUCUAAAUUUACCGGCCACGGUGGAGUGGUUCACACCGAAUGUGCACGCGGAUCAGAUUGAGUGGUUUUGUAAGAAUGUGUCGGCCCGUGAGAGUGAUUAUUCUCUGCACACCCAUAAUGAUCGUGGCACGGGGGUGGCGGCAACAGAGCUGGGCUUGAUGGCGGGGGCGGAUCGAGUGGAGGACGCUUUUGGAAAUGGAGAGCGGACGGGGAAUUUGGAUAUUGUGAUUGUGGCACUGAAUAUGAAUAGCCAUGGGAUUGAGACAGGGUUGGAUUUUUCCAAUUUAUUACAGCUGCGUGAGGUGGUAGAGCGGACGACGCGGAUGACGGUGCCGGAUCGCCAGCCUUAUGCGGGGGAGUUGGUGUUUACGGCAUUUUCCGGGAGUCAUCAGGAUGCGAUUAAGAAGGGUCUGGAUCGUCGGAAGAAAGAAUUGAAGGGUGAUGAAGGUUUGAAAUGGGGAGUGCCGUAUUUAACGAUCGAUCCGCAUGAUAUUGGGCGGAGUUAUGAGGCGAUCGUGCGGAUUAAUUCGCAGAGUGGUAAGGGCGGGGUGGCGUAUAUUUUAGAUCAAGAGCAUGGCUUUGAUUUGCCGAAAACGAUGCACCCACAGGUAGGGAAACGAAUUUAUGAUUUAGCCGAUGAACGUGGGAAUGAGCUGACGACGGAGGAGGUGAAGGAGGCUUUCUUUUCAGAGUUCGUGAAUGUGAAUUCGCAUUUGGCGGUCUUGAAAUAUGAGCUGUAUCAUCAGCAGGAUGGCCGUGGUGAGCUGAGGUGUGAGGCGGUGAUCGAGUCGGAUGGAAAGCAGGUCAAGUUGGAAGGUGUGGGGAAUGGUCCGAUCAAUGCUUUUGUGCAGGGGUUGGAAAAAGUGGGGCUGAAGGAUUUCACGCUGACGGACUAUCGUUCACACGCGGUGCGAGGUGGCUCUGAGGCAGAUGCAGCGGCUUAUGUGCAGUUGCGGAUGGAUGAUGGCAGGAGUGUGUGGGGCGCGGGCGUGGAUCCAUCGAUCGAGAUGGCCGGGGUGAAGGCUUUGGUGACGGCGUGGAAUUUGUUGAGGUGA
Messenger RNA from Nerophis lumbriciformis (worm pipefish), 1674 nucleotides. The record is from RefSeq and is a predicted model, not a curated record. Lineage: Eukaryota; Metazoa; Chordata; Actinopteri; Syngnathiformes; Syngnathidae.